CCUAAAGAUUUCUAAUCCACUUGAACGCAGCAUGACACGGGCUCGUCGUGCAGAUUCUGAUUGGGCUGCUGAGUGCUGAGGAAAAACAGGUGACGCCAUAUUGUCAGCUUCCGAAGAAAGCGCAACAUGUCUGCAAACAUGACCAAAUAGCAGACUUUAUCGACAGUAAACGCUAAAAUGGCGCACAUUGGGGCAAUGGAAGACGCAUCCCCGAAUGAUCAUUCUGCCCAGCAGGCGUCCAGUGUUUGCCUGCGAAGUCGACCAUGCUCCAGCGAGAGAGACGGUCAGGUACGGGCUGUCAAAGCUGCUCUUCAGACCAGGUUGGGGCCCUACGAGCCCGUCCUGACCUACCUACAGUCUGUCCUAGUUUGGGAAAGACCCUUACAGUGUGUGCUUCUCUACACUGUGGUCAACGUUGUGUUCUGGUUCUUCGCCCUGACCUCACUGCGCCUGCUGUGCCUGCUGGCUUCUGGUCUGGCUGUGAUUGUCUUUGUUGACACCUGGAGAAACAAGAUCUGGCCAGAGAUCGGAGUCAGAAAUCAUGACGAAGCAGAAAAUGAAAGCUGGGGUCUGGUGCAACCUGGCAUCCUCAGUGUGCCUGAACUAUGCCACCACAUCGCUGAGGCCUGGGUCAGUGGAGCCGUUAUCACAUCCAGUGCGAUGCAGUACAAACAACAUAACCCUGGCAUGUUCUGCCUCCUGACCUGUGGAGUCUUCGCCUGCUUGGCUGUGAUUGGACGCUACAUUCCUGGAUUGGUGCUCUCAUACUCUGCCGUGUGGGCUACUCUCCUGGCUCCUCUGGGAGCCUAUCACAGAGUUUUUCAGCAUGUGUGUGUGAAGCUGGAUCCGGUCCUGCAGCGACUGGACUUCAGUGUUUGUGGAUACAUGAUGUCAAAGCCUAUUGAUAAUCAGUUCCUGCGGAGGCCACUCCGUGGAUUAGCUUCAGGUAAAGACAGUGAUAGCGAGGAGGAGGAGUUAGCUGCUUUCUGCCCAACGUUUGAUGAUGCUGUUGUUGCCAAGGAACUCGCACUGACCGACUCUGAGCACUCUGAUGCUGAGGUGUCCUACACUGAUAAUGGAACAUUUAACCUAUCGCGGGGCCAGACUCCACUCACGGAGGGUUCUGAGGAUUUUGACAGACACAGUGAUGCUGAGGAAUCCUUUGCUCAAGACCUGCCAGACUUCCCCUCCAUAAACCCUGACGCUACUUUGAUGGAUGACGACGAUGACACAAGCAUAGAUCUGCCUAGUCUGGCUAUGUAUGGGCGAGCUAGUCACCGUUCAGCGCUGGAUGUAGACGCUCAUUUUGAUUCAGAUCAGGAGGAUCUGGAUGAAGAACUUUCUCUCAGCGGUCUGCCACCUGCCUCUGAUUUUGCCGGAGACUUGGCUGGAGUCAUUGCCAGCAACAUGAUCCAGGCAGCGCUGGCCGGGGCAAUGCAACCUCAGCGUCCUACCACCCGGCGCAGAGAAGGCCCACCCAGGGCCGGGGUCCGCCGAAGCUACCGCAAGCAGUCCAGCUCCGAGCUAGACACAGACAUGGACGGGGAAGACUUUGAAAUGCUGGAUCAGUCUGAACUGAACCAAAUGGAUCCGCUUGGAGGAGGAGCGGGUGCUCGACAGGGAGAGAGCCAGGGGUCUAACUUCUUGUCUAGCCUGCUGGGUAAACCACAGUGAAGUGUGCGUGUGUGUGUGAGUGUGUAUGUGUAUGUGUGUGCACAUGUAAAACUUCAUGGGCAGUGUAGAUGAGCUGUGAGUGUGCGAACUGAUUUUAGGUUCCAGCAGCCCUGCUCCUGAUUGGCAUCAGUUUUAUCACUGUGAAGAACUCAAUUCCUUUCCCUUUAAAAAAAAAAAACUUUAUUCCCUUUCUUUUAAACCCUGAUCUUUCAGAAAACAUUUACUUUGUAGGCUGAGCAAUAGGAAAUGCAACAAUAAACAUAUACGUUUUCUUUUUACAAACCAGCAUUAUUGAGCCUUGUUGCAGUCUUGCAAUUACAGUAUGGGCACCCAUAAGUUCCUAUGGUUCAUGUUAAUAACUAUAAAAAAAGAACAACAGUGUCCAUAAAAUCUUUUCUAUCUGGGGAUCGAAGACAUACAGGGCUAUUCAACAUGGGACCAAAUAUGACAUUCCUGUUGGUUGAGCUGAGCCAUGUGACUUCGAUAGUGACAAUAUGGAACAUCAUUGCAUGUUAAAGUUCAUUUAUUGUAACAGCUGAGUUAGUUAAAUCAACCUUUUAUUUUUUUCACCACAUUUUGUCAAUGAGUCACCAGUUAAUGUCGAUGUUCUGCCGUCCUUUCAAGUGACGUGGCUCUUAAAAGAUUUUAGUUAUUUUUUAAAGAUUUUUUGGGGGGCUUUUCCCUUUUUAUUGUAGUGACAGUAGACAGACAUGAAAGGGGGAGGGAGAUGGGGAUGACACGCAGCAAAUGGCUGCAGGUCAGAUUUGAGCCGGGCCGCCGCAGUACUCAGCCAACAACGCGCUUACUGGGUGAGCUAGAGGCCGCCCUUAGAUUUAAUGUCACAGGUAUACUGAUUUUAACUUUAGAUAUUAAAACAGCCAUUCUCUUUCAUGAUGAAUACAAUUUGGAUCAACGUUUCAGUUCUCUCUAUUUUCUUUCCCUUUUUUUGCCUUUCUCCUGUCUAACAUAUGAAGAUAUUUCAUGCAUUUUUGGGAGCUGAUUUUCUUUUCCUUAAAGAACGUCCCAUUCCAGUCUUGAGAUAUCUGAUCUGGAGUAACACUUGAUGUUACGCUUGUUGUUCAUUGUAUUUAUGAACUUGUGCCCCAGCAUGGGGAUGUCUGUUUCUUUUCUCUGUGUGAGUAAGUUUAGAAUAUUUUUAAUUUCCCUGCCCUUACAGCUCAAUGACAUAUAAUGUCCAUGUUUAAUACCUUGAACGAGCCCUAAAGGAAUAUUUCAACAAAUCUCUUAAUAUCUUUGUGUCAUCCUUGUAUUUCAUGUAGUUGACAGUCAUGCUGAACCUUUUAAGAGAAAAAUGAAACGUUCAUUUCAUAGAUAUUUUACUAUUUUAAUGGGGAAAUGUGUUCACAUUAAAUUUGGGUAGAGAAAGUAUCUUUUUUUUAAGUGUUUGUACAAUCUGUUGGUUAGCCUGAUCUCAUUUUGCUCAGACAAACUAUGUUAAAACUUUACUGUGGAAUUGACACUUAACACAAAUGAGCCACAGUUAAGAUUUAUUAAAAUGAAAUACAAAUGCUGGGUUUAUAAGUGGAAACACAUUGCUCUCUUUAAUUGUAUUACUUUAAAGGGGAAUUAUAGCUUCAAAAGAUUUAGCGCAAUAGAAAAUACUGCUGGAUCCAAAUUCAUGGAGGUAAAGUACACACCGACUGAAAUUGCUGGAAUUGUAAAGUUUAAAGAAGAAGAAGAGGAGGAACUUGGUUUGGCGCCCUUUGUUAACCAGAAUGUUGCUCAUUGCUGCUCCAUGAAGAGUCAUUUCCCGGAUAAGAGGAUUGAUAAUGUGCAUAUUUGUGUAUUUUCUUUGCUGUAACUGGUUUUGAUAUGUUUUGAUGUGCAAAUCAUAUUGAAUAAAAUGUUUGCAAUAAA
Etheostoma cragini (Arkansas darter) is the source of this 3552-nucleotide messenger RNA. It is a transcript of the gene retreg3, whose product is annotated as reticulophagy regulator family member 3. The transcript has 11 exons. Bases 178 to 1674 code for a protein of 498 amino acids. NCBI's taxonomy places the organism in Eukaryota, Metazoa, Chordata, Actinopteri, Perciformes, Percidae. Gene Ontology annotation, biological process: reticulophagy. The record is from RefSeq and is a predicted model, not a curated record.